Entrophospora sp. SA101 is the source of this 1368-nucleotide messenger RNA. NCBI's taxonomy places the organism in Eukaryota, Fungi, Glomeromycota, Glomeromycetes, Entrophosporales, Entrophosporaceae. The record is from the annotation of a GenBank genome assembly.
AUGGAUUUACAUAUACCAAAUUAUAAACCUAAUUCAGUAUCUAAUAAACAAAAAAAUAGCAAUACUGAUGGCGGUGCACUUAUUUUCAUUUCACUGAUAUGUGCAAUGAUUCGAAAUACGGCAUAUCCUUCAACAAAACUUCAUGCAAUGGAUAUGUUGUUAGCAUUCGGCCAACAUUUAGAAGACGAGUUUAAGUUGGAUCGUCUGGUUCCUUAUCUAAUUUCUCUUUUAGGCGAUAAAGUUGCUCUUGUUAGAGCUAAUGCUGUCAAAACAUUAUCAAAAUUGCUUUCCAUGGUUGAGAAUAUUACUCCUUCGAAUGCUACUAUUUUCCCAGAAUAUAUUAUGCUCAAUUUACGAAAAUUUCCAACUGAUAAAGAAGUACUUGUUAGAAUGACUUAUGCUCAAUAUAUAGCUUCAUUGGCAGAAACUGCUUUAAAGUUUCUUGAAUUAUCUCAGCUUCUAAAAACCGAAGAAACUUCAAAUUCGCUUGAUAAUGACGCAGAUUUUGAAAAUUCAUAUGAGAAGACAUCAUAUGACGCCUCUUUACAUGAACUUCAAUCAAUUAUUCAAGAACAAGUCACAACACUUCUUAUCGAUAAUGAAAGUGCUGUUAAACGUGCCUUACUUUCAAAUAUUACGAGUCUAUGUAUUUUCUUUGGUCGACAAAAAGCUAACGAUGUAUUAUUGAGUCAUAUGAUCACAUAUUUAAAUGAUAGAGAUUGGAUGUUACGAAGUGCAUUUUUUGAGAGUAUUGUAGGUGUUGGAACCUUUAUAGGAGGGUGUGGUUUAGAAGAAUACAUUCUGCCAUUAAUGAUUCAAUCAUUGUCUGACACUGAAGAAUUUGUUGUAGAAAAAGUUCUUAAUUCACUCACAAGUCUUGCUGAAUUAAGAUUAUUUCAAAAAAUGAAAUUAUGGGAUUUGGUAGCAAUUGUUGCACCUUUAUUAUGUCAUCCUGGGAUUUGGAUUAGAUAUGGUGCUAUUGGUUUUAUUGCGUCUGUGGCUAAACUUUUACCACAAACUGAUAUUUGGUGCAUAAUAUAUCCAAUAAUAAGACAAUUUUUACAGGCUGAUAUUGUUGAAAUAACAGAAAUGCAUUUAUUGGAAAAUGUUAAAAAACCAUUAUCUCGUGCUGUUUUUGAUUCAGCUGUGUCUUGGGUAGGCAAGGCAAACAAAUCAUCUUUUUGGAGAACAGCUAAAGAGCAUAAAUCCAAUAAAACUGUGACAGCUACUUUAUCUAGUAAUGCAAGUAUUACAAGCUUAUUGUCCAGAAGAACUUCUACAUUAACGGUGAACGCUGAAAAAGUUACUAAAUCUGAAGAGUAUUUAUUUUAUAUUUUUUUAAAAUGCAAAUACAAUAAUAAAAAUUAA